Molecule: messenger RNA, 5389 nt
Organism: Dipodomys ordii (Ord's kangaroo rat)
Lineage: Eukaryota; Metazoa; Chordata; Mammalia; Rodentia; Heteromyidae
Gene: Ets1
Product: v-ets avian erythroblastosis virus E26 oncogene homolog 1
Exons: 8
Coding region: 363-1688 (441 amino acids)
Biological process (GO): regulation of transcription by RNA polymerase II; cell differentiation
Cellular component (GO): nucleus
Molecular function (GO): DNA-binding transcription factor activity, RNA polymerase II-specific; sequence-specific DNA binding
Source: RefSeq, a predicted model, not a curated record
CGCAGCCGGCGCUGGCCGAGGGAGCGAGCGAGCGGGCGAGAGGCGGGCGAGGGGGCGAGGGACGCCCGGGAGCGAGCGAGCCAGCCAGCCAGCGGAGACCGCGGAAAGUGUCAGCCUCCCGGGAGACAGCCCGGGCGCGCACGGCCCCGGCCCGGUGCGUGCACAGUCCGCGGGACAGCCGGGGGUUUUACGGAAGAAAGUCGGCAUCGCCUCCCCGUCCCCGUCCCGUCCCUGUUCUCUGGUUAAGAAUCCUUCCCCCCCUUCCACCUCCCCAUUAAAAAGCACCACCACCACCACCACCGCGACAACUGUAACCGCCAAACUUGCGCUCACCCCGCCUGGCCCCUAACUCGUCCCGGAUCAUGAAGGCGGCCGUCGAUCUCAAACCGACUCUUACCAUCAUCAAGACGGAAAAAGUCGAUCUGGACCUUUUCCCUUCCCCGGACAUGGAAUGUGCAGAUGUUCCACUACUAACUCCAAGCAGCAAAGAGAUGAUGUCUCAAGCAUUAAAAGCUACGUUCAGUGGUUUCACAAAAGAGCAGCAACGACUGGGAAUCCCCAAAGAUCCCCGACAGUGGACGGAAACCCAUGUUCGGGAUUGGGUGAUGUGGGCUGUGAAUGAGUUCAGCCUGAAAGGUGUGGAUUUCCAGAAGUUCUGUAUGAGCGGAGCAGCUUUGUGCGGCCUGGGUAAAGACUGCUUCCUGGAGCUGGCUCCAGACUUUGUUGGUGACAUCUUAUGGGAGCAUCUAGAGAUUCUGCAGAAAGAGGAUGUGAAACCGUACCAAGUUAAUGGAGUCAACCCUACUUAUCCAGAAUCCCGUUAUACCUCGGAUUACUUCAUUAGCUAUGGUAUUGAGCAUGCUCAGUGUGUUCCUCCUUCCGAAUUCUCAGAGCCCAGCUUCAUCACAGAGUCUUACCAGACGCUCCAUCCCAUUAGCUCAGAGGAACUUCUGUCUCUCAAGUAUGAGAAUGAUUACCCCUCAGUCAUUCUCCGGGACCCUCUUCAGACAGACACCUUGCAGACAGACUACUUCACCAUCAAGCAAGAAGUUUUAACCCCAGACAACAUGUGUAUGGGGAGGACCAGUCGUGGAAAGCUCGGGGGCCAGGACUCUUUUGAGAGCAUAGAGAGCUACGAUAGUUGUGAUCGCCUAACCCAGUCCUGGAGCAGCCAGUCAUCUUUCAACAGCCUGCAGCGUGUUCCAUCCUAUGACAGCUUCGACUCCGAGGACUACCCUUCUGCCCUGCCCAACCACAAGCCCAAGGGCACCUUCAAGGACUAUGUGCGUGACCGUGCUGACCUCAACAAGGACAAGCCUGUCAUUCCUGCUGCUGCCCUGGCUGGCUACACAGGCAGUGGACCCAUCCAGCUGUGGCAGUUUCUUCUGGAAUUACUCACUGAUAAAUCCUGUCAGUCUUUUAUCAGCUGGACAGGAGAUGGCUGGGAAUUCAAGCUUUCUGACCCAGAUGAGGUGGCUAGGAGAUGGGGAAAGAGGAAAAACAAACCUAAGAUGAAUUACGAGAAACUGAGCCGUGGCCUACGCUACUAUUACGACAAGAACAUCAUCCACAAGACGGCGGGUAAGCGCUACGUGUACCGCUUUGUGUGUGACCUGCAAAGCUUGCUGGGAUACACCCCUGAGGAGCUCCACGCCAUGCUGGAUGUCAAGCCGGAUGCUGAUGAGUGAUGGACAGGAAAGGGCAGAGCAACUCAUCUGAGACCUUUCGAAGAACAACCGCAUUGGUCGGACUCUUUAAUUUUUAAUGGUUAUUCUAUUUUUUAUUUUCCAGAACUCAUUUUUUAAAAAAUGUUGUUUUGUUUUGUUUUUUACAUUCAGGGGUGGGAGCUAAGGGAGCUGCAGCUGUAAUCCAUUGUGCAGUGGCUGGAAAUGGAAAGCCAGGACUGGUGGGGUGGGGUGGGCAAGGACUUGUAGGGUAGAUUUUCAAAGUAGAGAGAGCGGUCUUCUUAGAAGCUUGAAGGAUCUGACGUAAGGGAGGAAGAGAUUAAUGUGUCCAAUCAUUUUUUAAAAAAUCAUCCAUGAAAAAACAUCCGUCUUCAAUUGUGGACCCGUUAGCAAGAAAAGUUGUCACAUCAAGUCAUGGGACAUGAUGAUGAUGAUGAUGAUGAUGAUGAUGAUGAUGAUGAUGAUGAUGAUAACAAUGAAUUUGCUUUUGCUUUAAAUCAUGGAAGGGAAAAAAAGAAGGAAGGAGGGUGGGCUAAAGACAAUUUUCUUUGGGGGAUGCACUUAAAACCAAGAAUUUAUAUACUUCACUCUGCUUUUCAAAACAAAAGUGGAUUUCUGGGGGGAGGGGCCAAAAUUGUUUUUGUGUUAAAAUUUAUUCUAUUACAUUUUGUGCCAGUAUUUUUUUUCUUAAAAAUCGUCUUAAGCUCUAAGGUGGUCUCAGUAUUACAAUAUCGUGAAAGUUUGUUCUUAUUUGCUGGCUGAGGACUCUGUUACAGUGGAAGAAAACUUUUUAUAUAGACCCCAUUGGAAAAGCAAAGCUCUGUUGCUGAGGUCAGAGAUUCAUUCCCAAGUUCAUGUGACUUAGAUAAGAAGAAGAUGGUCAUGCUAAACUGAGUAGAGGGAGACAGUGCAUGCAAAUCUCACUGAUUAUUUUAUGUUUUAGAAAUUGUCACACUCCCAUAACUUACGUUUCAUUAGAAGAUUCUCGGGGUUUGGACUUAAUGCUGAGCUGAGACACAUUAAGUCUUUGAAAUUGAAUGUAUUUUGCAGCCCUGAUUUUGAACUAUAGUUGAUAUAGAAGCACUGUUGAAGUGGAGGAAAGGAAAUUGAAUGAGGAAGAUUAACUUGGUUCUUGAUUCAUUCUCUACCUGUAACCUAGAUGACUUGGAAUAAAAGCUGUAUGAAUGGGCAUUUUUCCUCAGGUUGUAAGAAGUCUUGAGUGCAUGUUUGUUUUUGUUGUUAUUUUUCUCUCCCCAACUAAUGCUGUAUAAUUCCUUCUUUGUGCCUACUUUUCCCAGCGUCCCACAUUUGUUGAUCCAUCCCCACUCUGAUUAUUCAGCAGAGCAAAAUGUACAGCUUUCUUUCUGAUAUGUCAGCGAGAGUGUGCCUUCAGAGACAACGUGAAUUGAAGACUUGCUGGGUUUUGAAGGCAUGGAAAUUCAGAGGGAAUUUCAGUCAAAUGCGAGGGGGCUGUCUUUGAGAAGGGUUAGGCAAGGUUUUCCUUUGAAGAACUAAAGCUAGUCAGGUAGUAUAUCAGAUGAGAGACUUACAUUUACAAAGGAAAUAGUUCAGACUGUGGUGAGGCCUCAUGCUUGAAUCUGUUAUCUUGGCAGAGGGUAAGUGAAGGUUAACUGCAGAAGGGAUGAAUGAUUGGAAGGCAGAGGACACAGGGCAGGCGCUUGAAUGAAGGAAAUAAGUGGUCCAUAGGAUAUGAAUACAUUUUUAGUUCCCCCAAUGUUUGAAAUACAUAAAUAUAGUUAACUGAGGCAGUCAUCUAUUUGUUGGUUGUGUGUAUAUGUGUGUUGAGUGGGGGGAUCUGAGAAAGAGGUUUAGGGGUAAAACUUAACAUCAAACCAUUGAACUAGUAAGGAAACAUACUUAAUAUGACUCGAAUUCAUCAUAUGUAUACAUAUAUGUAUGUAUAUAUACACAUACAUACAUAUAUACACACACAUAAAAUCUCCAAGUUAAAACGAGAGUGGACUUCAUGAAAGAGGAGAACAGUUAGAUGAAUGUCUCAGGGCCGGCCCUUUGUGAGACUUAGCUAAGAAACUGGAAGUACUAACUACCUUCUAGCAAAAGAGAACUUUUGCUAACUCCUAGACCCCCAUGCAGAUCCUGGCCUAUCAGGAACAUGGCACUGUAUGCUGACCAAUGGGAAUGUCCACACAAACAGCAAAGGCAGAGUGGCCCAGCUGUGCAGGUGCCUUAAUGAAGCUCUCAAAGUAUUUGAGGAGCUGCUCAGGGAGUGUUAGGUGGCAUCAUUUGGACUACAUUGUUUUCUCUUAUAAUUACGUGAUCUUUGUUGGGCACUGGUCAAAUGUGUGUGUGUGUGUGUGUGUGUGUGUGUGUGUGUGUGUGUUCAGACAUGCAGAACCACAACUAAAAUAAUAACUGCAUUUUCUAGUGAAGUCUUCUCCACAUUUCAAUAACAGGUAAGGGUAGAACCAAGGCUAGGUAUUGUCUUCACAGGCAUAUAAUCACUCUAAAUCAUCAGCUUUACCUAUUCCAUUUAUAUUGAAAAACUCCCCUUUGGUGAUUCUAAUACCUGCAACCUCAGUAAGCAGGUAAGAUGUGAGAGAAAUGCCCCAUCCACGCUCUCCUCAGCUCACUUGAUUGCUAAGAUACUCUUUCUCCCUAGAUCCGCCAUUUUCAGGAGUUGUAGAUAAUGUGUUAGUUCAGACAGCUUUGUCCAUCUGGCCACUUGUUUUCUUUUUGUUCCCCCCAAAGGCCAGAGACCACUCCAGGAAGAAUAAGUGGGUGGUUUAUACACUGGAAAUGUAGCAGCAUCAUUGCAUUUAUGCUUUUUAUUAAAAAUAGAAAACAAAAAAAAUCACAUAUGCUAACUUCAGAGGCAGGAUGGGCAAUUCUGUUCAAGCUGGACGACACUGUAUCUUCCCCAUCCCAGAGAAGUUUCAACUUGUGUGGGUUUGGGCUUUAGGGCUCAAUAGUCACAUGUUCCUCCUCCAUGCAGGAGAGGGGUUGCCUUACAGAGAGCCCUGAUGUGGUAGCUGUGGGGACUGGAGAUAGCAUUGAACAAUCAGAUGUGCCCUUCCUCACUUUGGAGAUGAACACUCUGGGUCUUAGAGCAUUAACCUGCAUAACUUUCAUGGUGAGGAAUAUACCUUCUCUUCUGCCUUUCUGUGCAUGCUGCUUUCUCUGUUGGGGUCUAUAUAAAUCUGUUGAACUCUGAACAUACAUUCCAAAGAAGUUUCAAGGAACCAUUAAGUAUAUGUAUACAUAUACAUAUAUGAAAUAGCUAUAGAAAAAUGAAAUGAUCUCUAUCAGGAAUACUACUUCAGUUAUUGAGCUUUUUAUUAAGGAUACUUUUUUUUAAGCUGAGAAGUAUUCGGGUAAAAAAAAAGAUGUUAUAUUGUGUUUGACUAUUUUCCAACUUGUAUUUUCAUAUAAUUUAUAUUUUUUAAAAGCUGAAAAUUUAAAAGCAAGAUUUAAGAAAAAGGAAAAGCAGGUGCUUUUUUAAAAAAAUCAGAACUGAGGUAGCUUAGAGAUGUAGCGAUGUUAAGUGUCUUAUGUGUUUUUUUUUAAACAAAUGCAAAAAAAAUUCUUAUGGGGGAGUUUUUGUUUAUUUUAGUAGUUGAUGCUGGCACAUCAUUUUGCUGGAGAGUUUUUUAUAUACUGUAGCCUGGUUUCAUAUUGUAUUUUAAACUGUGUGAAAAUUAAAAAGAAAAGAAUUUCAUUCAUAA